CGUGCAUUGUGCUUUGCCGUCGAAAAUGGACAGGAAACCCUCUUACGAAUUCUCCUCGAUAAGGGCGCCGAUAUUGAAGCAAGAAACAAUUUAGGCCAAACCCAACUCUACGUAGCUACCUCAACGGGGGAUGACGCUGUUGUAAGGCUUCUACUUGACGAGGGCGCCGAUACAGAAGCAAGAAACAAUUUAGGCCAAACCCAACUCUACAUAGCUACCUCAACGGGGGAUGACGCUGUUGUAAGGCUUCUACUUGACGAGGGCGCCGAUAUCGAGGCAAAGGAUACCGGAGGCUGCACUCCGCUCUUGCGGUCUGCCAGUAAGAGGCAAGAGACUAUCGUGCGAUUACUUCUUGAUAGGGGUGCUUCUAUCAUGGCGAAAGAUAACCACGACAACACACCCUUGCACCUAGCCGCCAAUUAUGGACACGAAUCAACCGUAAGGCUACUCAUUGAUGAAGAUGCCAACAUCCGGGCCAUAGAAAUCCGCGGUUUUUCGGCGCUU
This is a messenger RNA of Lasiosphaeria miniovina, 504 nucleotides long. RefSeq names its product ankyrin repeat-containing domain protein. Gene Ontology annotation, molecular function: protein binding. The record is from RefSeq and is a predicted model, not a curated record. The transcript has a single exon. NCBI's taxonomy places the organism in Eukaryota, Fungi, Ascomycota, Sordariomycetes, Sordariales, Lasiosphaeriaceae. The annotation marks the transcript as partial.